This is a messenger RNA of Microcebus murinus (gray mouse lemur), 3111 nucleotides long. RefSeq names its product metallo-beta-lactamase domain containing 1 (gene MBLAC1). The record is from RefSeq and is a predicted model, not a curated record. NCBI's taxonomy places the organism in Eukaryota, Metazoa, Chordata, Mammalia, Primates, Cheirogaleidae.
GCCGCCGUCCAGUUAGAAAAUAACGUUACUUGAUCAUUUUGCAGCCCAAGGGGGCAGGGGUCGUGGGACCGAAAACCGUGUCGGAGCUGGACUCGGAGCAGUUUGAGGAAGGCGCCGGAAAUAAAGUUACGUGCGUGGUGCCGCUUCGGCCACCAUACCACGGUGUAUGGGAGCUCACAGAGGACAAAAUUCCUUGCGCUUUUACGACUUCUGCGCUUUCCUCGAGUGAAGUAAAACCUAAGAGAGGCGAUACAGCCAGGUCCAGGGGAGAGAGCACUUAGAGUGAGAGAACCCGUCCCUCUCUGCCAUGAGCAGCCUAGUGCGGACCGAGCCGCUGCGCGGUGGGGCCCCUCUGCUGGUGCCCGGUGACUCCUACUCGGUCGUGGUUCUGCUGCAGGGCUACGCGGAGCCCGAGGGCGUAGACGACGCCGUGCGCUCCGACGGCUCUGUGACCCUUGUCCUGCCCCAGGGCUCCGGCCAGCAAGAGUCCCCACCCCGGGGCGCGAAGACCGCCCUGGAGGAGGCGGCCCGUGGCCCCAUUCUCGUGGAUACCGGCGGCCCCUGGGCUCGGGAGGCGCUGCUAGGAGCCUUGGCGAGACAGGGCGUGUCCCCGGAAGACGUGACUCUUGUGGUGGGGACCCACGGGCACUCGGACCAUAUCGGGAACCUGGGGCUGUUUCCGGGUGCAGCUUUGCUGGUCUCGCACGACUUCUGCCUCCCCGGGGGCCGCUACCUGCCCCAUGGGCUCGGUGAGGAGCGGCCCCUGCAGCUGGGGCCUGGGCUCGAGGUGUGGGCCACGCCGGGCCACGGGGGCCAGCGAGACGUGAGCGUGGUGGUGGCGGGCACGGCCCUGGGCACUGUGGUGGUGGCGGGCGAUGUAUUUGAGCGUGAUGGAGAUGAGAAUUCAUGGCAGGCUCUGAGCGAAGACCCAGUGGCCCAGGAGCGGAGCCGGAAGAGGGUCCUAGACACUGCCGACGUAAUUGUGCCUGGUCAUGGAGCCCCUUUUCUUGUGUUCAGGGAAGCCUCGAAGCCAGAGACAAAGAGUUGACAGAACAGCCGGCAGGAGCCAGGGAGCAUAGACUAGGAGUCCCCGCUGGACUGAUAAGUCCUGAGAGGGGCUGGACUCUUGUCAAGGAAGCGCUUAAACGAGGACGGAGAGGACCCGGCCCGCCAGUGUCAGAGCAGUCAAGGGUGGUCACUUCUAGCCCAUCCAGGAGGCCAGUUUUCCAGUGAGGACACAGUGUUCUAGACACUGUGGUUGCCAAUAUCACUCUCUAUCAGUCUCUGCAACCAAAUUAGGACCAAAGACUGGCUCAGCUCCGUGUGUGUUCUCCCCAGGCCUCAGCAAAAUGGGAGGAUGUUCUCGUGAGGUUUAUCUGAAAUAAAAAUAGAAACUGCAUUGAAAAUCAUACUGCCCUAAUGUAAAUGUGAAGCACUGAUAGUAACAAUUCUGCAAAUAUGGUAAUCAGCAACUGCAUUGGGGGACACUUUGGCCAAUUGUGUAUUUCUCACAGGGUGCAGGUUGCUGAGAGAAGGUGCAGGGCAUAGAGGUGACCCCUGGGUCAUCUGAUUUUAAUUCAUUCACUUAUUCAUUCAGUGGAUAUUUAACACCUGCAGUGUCUCAGGCUCUGCCCUAGGUUAUGGGAUUCAACAGUGUGCAAGGUAGACAAACUCCAUAUCCUUCCUAGAGGUCACAUUCUUUUGAGGAGACAGACAAGUACACAACAGCAACAAUAAUAGUAACAAGGCAAAUAAUUACAGGUUGUGGUUAGUGAUAUGAAAAAAGCAGAGUAAGGAGGGAAUAGAAUGUAGGAUAGUUGGGAAAAGCCUCUGUGAGGAGACAGUGUUUGAUCAGAGAACUGAAUGAGAAGAAAGUCUGCCAUUUGAGGAUCUGGGAAAAGGGUGGAAUGGGCAGGUGUAAAGGCUCUGAAGCUGGACAGCUUAACCUAUAUCAGCAGCAAGAAAAUCCAUGCAGUUGGACUGCAAAAGGCCAGGGAAGAGCAGUAGGGAAUAAAUGAGACUGCAGAGUUAGGCAAGGCCACCAUGCAGGGCAUUGGGGAUCAAUGGUAAGGGGUUUGGGUGUAUAGGAAGUGAGGUGGAAGCAGCUGCUGGCUUUUGAGCAGACUAAAAUGGUAGCUCAGAGAAGCUCAUUCACCCUGUGGAUGAACCAGUCCCUGCCAUACAUGGAUUUGUAGCCGGUGUUGGCCAGUUUGAUGACCACAAGAGUGACAGGUUCCCAGGCCAGCAGAGCAGCCACGGCUGCCCAGAUCCCUGACAGUCAUUGCACAAAGGUGGACAGAAAGAAGGAGGUGAAGUGGCCUCCCAGGCCCAGGGUUUUGGAUCACAAUCUGGACAGACACUAACCUGAAUGCUCUAAUCCCAAAUAUUGAAAUCGAGAAAGAUCAAAAUCUCUAAUGUCUAAAAAUCUCCAACUUCUAAAAUCCAGGAAAAUCACAGUCACAGGAUAGUUGCAUCAUAUUAGGCCAGCUUUGAUGGACUUUCUCCAUGCAAUCACCUACAAUCUAUCCCUCUAAUAUACCUUUUCAUUAUGUCAAAUUUUCUUUUUUUGUUUUAAAAUUUUUUCCACUAUUUUAAGUUGUCAGCAUUACUUUUUACGACUUGCUAUGCUAUGAUUUCAUUUAUCCUCCCAAUUUUUGAUAGUUAUUUUUUUCCUACUUUUUUGGGAUUUGUAAUAUAUAUACAUUAUCAUCUGUAAUCAUAAUUCCCACGUUUAUUUUAGCUUUAGUCUUACAAUUAGAUGAGUUUAUUUUCAUUGCCAGAUUUUACUGUAGAUUUUCCAAUAAACUCUUGGUUGAUUGAAAUUUGACUCAUUCUUAAAGAAAGUCAACUAUAUUUCCUGAGUUAUUGCAUAUUUGAAAUAUUUGUCUGUUACACUCUGAGACCACUCUUCCCAUGGGUUGCUCCCAGCCCAUGACUGGACACAGCAGGGAUACUAAGGCGGCCCAUUCCUGGGAGAUGCAAGACUCCCUGAAGGUUAUCUUUGUGUUUUGUUUUUGUUUUGGGGGAUUUUUAGAGAAAGGGUCACCUAGGAUAGAGGGCAGCAUCGUCAUCAUAGCUCACUGCAGCCUUGAACUCCUGGGCUCAAGCUAU